Messenger RNA from Leptosia nina, 693 nucleotides. Lineage: Eukaryota; Metazoa; Arthropoda; Insecta; Lepidoptera; Pieridae. The record is from the annotation of a GenBank genome assembly.
AUGCCGAAAGUUAUUCAAAAUAGUGAUUUAAGCAGUUUAAACGAGCCAAAUAGGCCAUAUGUAACUCCGGGAUGUGAAAAAAACUCGUUCGAAACUAAUAUUAAUACGCUGAGAGGAUCCCGUGCGCAAGCAUCCGAUGAUUCACUUCUCAUAAAUGGUGAUUGCGAUUAUGCUUUGGAACUCCGAGCCUUCAAAGACCAAAUUUUCAGGAAAACUGGACAUGCAAACAAGAGCUAUUAUGGAUCUUCGAGAUUGUGUAUUUCCCUGAAAUCGGAAUUGCACGAAAUAGAAACGAAGUUCAUGUCGGUAGUUGAACAAAGUGAUAGAAGUAAUAGUGGAAAUAUCAAUCGUGCUCUCAAUGUAAAUAAUGGGCAGUGUACUCGUACCGAGGACAUAUCGGAGAAGCGAGUAGAAAAUAUACCAACACCAACAUUUGCCAAAAUUGCUCAAAACCCUAGGCAGGUAGGCGGUUGUACUAGCGAGGCCACGAAAGCCACGACAAUCAGCGCAGCGACAAUCAAAAUGCGACGAGUUAAGAAACAUCAAUUGCAAUCGAUGGAUCUAGAGACCGUAGAGGUAGGACAUAGGAAUAACAAAAAUAAUUUCCAAGAAAAAGUCUUAAGGUCAGAAUCUGCAGAUAUUAUGCGAGGAAAAUAUGCCAUAUGCUUGAGAUUCAGGCUUCGGAAAAAAUAA